GAAACAAGGAGACAUGCGAGUGAAGCGGCAGUGAUUUUAGUCGCUUACAUGUUUAUCUUGUAUUGAUCAUAUGACUAUCGCGUUCAAAAAUGACAGCUGGAUCCAGCCAGCAGAAUGCAGCAGGGGUCUUAUUAAUCAUUCAUUUAUAUUUAUAUGGGAGUUAUCAACUGACUGAGUUACAGGUAUGCCACCUCUGCAACGGAACAGUGCAGAAUAGCACCGCUCUGGGUCAGUUCUGUUCCGCGUCUGCGGGUUUGAUUGACGGAUGCUGCUGCCUGCUGCGAAAGGAAAACACCAGCAAUGCGGACUACAUCAUCGGGUUGGACCUAUCAAACUGUUCUCUAAGUCAUGUCGAGGACCUCCAAGAGGCAUCAACAGCUGCAAUGAUAGAUAUCUCACUGAACCCCAUAGUUCAACUGAACAAUUCACUGUUUCAAGGCUUCAUCCAGUUGGAUAACCUGUUUCUGCCUGUCAACCUGGCCUGUCCAGGAGGCAAUGCGUCAUGGGAUAAAGUGGAGGUCAAAGGAGAGACACGUCACUGUGAAGGACAGAAGGACAUCUGCAACCAGACUGGACAUCUGUCGUUGAAUUGCCCUGAGAACUCCCUCUGUGCAGCGUACGGUCCGGGCUUCUUUGAGUGUAGCUGUAUAGACGACUUCCAUGGAUACAAGUGUCUUCGAGAGGGGAAAUUCCCUAUAGUCAAGGUGUUCGGGCUUCUAGGAGCCUCUACAGUCUUGGUCUCCAUCCUGCUAUGGGUCACCCAGAGACGCAAGGUGAAAUCUGUCUGAGUUUGUACCCACUCCCCUGGUCUGAGGCCUGGCCCUGGGACUCUAUGGUUGGAAAACACUUGUUUUCCAGUGAUGCUGACAUGAAGAGACAGGGGGAAAAUAUGUGAACAUUUUAAAACUGACUUUAGCGUGGAAAGUCAGUGUAUUCUAUGGCGACGGUUGUAUCAUGCAAUGGACCUUUCUAGUUUUAAUCAUCUGUUUUGACGGGGUUGUUAAAUCUUUGUUUUAUCGACACAGAUGUUGCAAUUUGUUGUAGCCUUC
Messenger RNA from Salmo salar (Atlantic salmon), 1049 nucleotides. It is a transcript of the gene apr3, whose product is annotated as Apoptosis-related protein 3. Gene Ontology annotation, cellular component: intracellular membrane-bounded organelle. NCBI's taxonomy places the organism in Eukaryota, Metazoa, Chordata, Actinopteri, Salmoniformes, Salmonidae. The record is from RefSeq and is marked provisional. Gene Ontology annotation, biological process: positive regulation of osteoblast differentiation.